Bombina bombina (fire-bellied toad) is the source of this 594-nucleotide messenger RNA. RefSeq names its product MYC binding protein (gene MYCBP). Gene Ontology annotation, cellular component: nucleus. The transcript has 5 exons. Gene Ontology annotation, biological process: regulation of DNA-templated transcription. Gene Ontology annotation, molecular function: transcription coactivator activity. The record is from RefSeq and is a predicted model, not a curated record. The coding region runs from base 136 to 447 and encodes 103 amino acids. NCBI's taxonomy places the organism in Eukaryota, Metazoa, Chordata, Amphibia, Anura, Bombinatoridae.
CGCACGCGUCUUUCAAUGGGAAGGGAUUGCUUGCUGUUCUGCUUCGCUACGCGCAUGAGCACAGUACAUUAGUGUUACUGUGGCGAUAGCUGUUUACCAACUAACUAGUGAAUUGUCGCUAGUGAAGAGAGGAGGAUGGCAAACUACAAGGCUGCUGAUUCCAAAAGGGAACAAUUUAGAAGAUACUUGGAGAAGGCAGGAGUGCUUGAUACACUCACAAAAGUCUUGGUGGCGCUAUAUGAAGAGCCAGAGAAACCGAACAAUGCAUUGGACUUCUUAAAACUGCAUAUGGGAGCUGCUGGCCCAGAAACUCCAGAUGUUGAAGCUCUUCGCUUAGAGUUGGCAGAACUGAAACAGAAAUACGAAGCUGUCUUAGAAGAGAACAAAGAACUGAAAACAAAGCUUGCACAACUUGAACCACCUCCAGAUGAGAAGCGUCCAGAAUAAAAUCUUGUUCAACAUCAAGUGAUAAAUGCACUGAAAAUGCAAAUAUAGCUUCAUUUUGUUAUAUUUUGGGCACAAAAGCGCACUGCACGUGUCAUUUCUAAAUAUAUUUUCUAUGUUCUCACUAUCCUUAAUAAACUGCUUAUUUAA